CUCGCGAGAGUCCGGCGCUGCCGCAGAAGAAGCCGCUCCGCCGCGCUGAGGAAGAGGGCAGGCGAAGGCGACGCCGAAGGGCGCCGGAGCCGCUGUCGCUCGCCUCGUGCUCCUUCCUCUUCCUCCUCCUCCUCCUCCUCCCGCUCUCGUCUCCCCUCCCCUCCCCUCUCCUCCCUCGCCGGCCGCCCCCGCGUCCCCUGCCCGCUCCUCUUCCUCCUCCUCCGCCGCUCGCGGACCCGCCGGGACGAUGCUGCGGGGCCCAGCCACCCUGCCCGCGGCCCUCUCGCUCCUCCUGGCCACGGCAGGGAGCCUCUUGCCGGCGCCGGUCGGCGCGCAGAACGCUGGGUUUGUCAAGUCGCCUAUGUCAGAGACUAAACUCACAGGGGACGCCUUUGAGCUGUAUUGUGACGUGGUUGGGAGCCCCACUCCAGAGAUCCAGUGGUGGUAUGCGGAAGUCAACCGGGCUGAAUCUUUCAAACAGCUAUGGGAUGGUGCUCGAAAGCGCCGUGUCGCCAUUUACACUGCCUACGGGGUGAAUGGCGUGAGCGUGCUGAGAAUCACUCGUCUUACCUUGGAAGACUCUGGGACGUAUGAGUGCAGGGCGAGCAACGAUCCCAGAAGGAAUGACUUGAGGCAAAAUCCUGCCAUAACGUGGAUACGAGCCCAGGCUACUAUAAGCGUCCUUCAGAAGCCCAGGAUCAAUUCCAGCAAUGAGGUGACCAUUGCUUCCCCUUCACCUCCUAUCAUACUACAGUGCAACCUCACAACUAGUCCCAACUCCUUCACUCACAGCUAUUGGGUAAAAAAUGGAGAAGAGAUUCCAGGCACCAUAAAGAAUACAAACACAACAGAAUACAAAAUCCCAAAGCCUAGAGCGGAUGAUUCAGGGGAAUAUUGCUGUGUAUUUGUAUUCACUGGCUCCCCGGUAGCAAAUGCUACAAUAGAAGUCAAAGCUUCUCCUGGUAUUAUUGGGCACAAGCGAAGUGAGAACAAGAAUGAAGGGCAGGAGGCAAUGAUGUAUUGCAAGUCUGUAGGCUACCCACAUCCAGACUGGAUUUGGUAUAAAAAAAUCAAUGGAAUGUCUGUGGGGAUUGACAACACUUCCGGUCGCUUCUUUAUUACCAAUAAAGAGAACUACACUGAACUCAGCAUUGUGAACCUCCAGAUCAAUGAAGAUCCUGGUGACUAUGAAUGCAAUGCCACCAACUCAGUGGGCACAACAGCUGAAAUUACCAUCCUGCGUGUACGCAGCCACUUGGCUCCUCUGUGGCCCUUCCUGGGAAUUCUGGCAGAAAUCAUCAUUCUUGUUGUUAUCAUUGUUGUUUAUGAGAAAAGGAAGAGGCCAGAUGAGGUUCCAGAUGAUGAUGAACCAGCUGGGCCAAUGAAAACUAACUCCACAAACAACCAUAAAGAUAAAAAUCUACGUCAGAGAAAUACAAAUUAAAAGCAGUGCUUAUGUAAGUUUGUAUAAAAUACUGAUAGAACUAUCACCUGCUAGACUGAAUUUCAGAUGGUUGGUUUUCAAACUUCAUUUUUCUCUGAUGCUUUUCUUUCAAGUGAGCAACAAUGACUGUCUCAAGCAUGCCUUAUUUAGCCGAUACUUUUACUAAUGCUUCAGGGUAGAGGAUGUAAACUAUUCUGGGCUUGAUGUGCUGUGGGAAUGUUGCUUAUUUCCGUUGAGAACAUUAAGUAUUACAAGUAAAAAGUCCAAUCAUGCAUGCAGCAAUUUUUUACUCAACGUAGCUGUUAACAUUAGCUCUGAAAUGCACCUGCUGCCAUCUAGUGAGAACCUUUUGUAAAGUACAGCAAAACCUAAAAUAUAUACAGUAUAUAUUUAUAUCUGGAGGGUGGGGAAACCAAACUACAGCAAGUAUUUGAUUUUUAAGCUGCUAAAUUCAUUCCUUAUAUUGUGUGUCUGAGAGAAUUAUGUCCAGUAUGUAGGAGGAAUAAUGUAAAUUGACAUUUAUCCUAAGGGCUCAAUCUGCACAGAAAGAAUGAGAUGUCCUAUAAUUACAGAAUGCAGGACCUGGUGUAAUCCAGAAGAUGAUGAUGAAAUGCAGUGAUCACUUUUGUUUAUACAUAUUACGAUGGCUUUAAUUUUUCUUCCUUAAAUCAUGUAUAUUUCUCACCUUUUUUGCACUGAUGGGUUCACAGUCUUGUAUAUUCAGUUCAGGCCGAAUUUUAUAAUUUCUUCUUUUUUGUUUGUUUUAAUGAUGUUGAAACAUCACAGCAUGGUGAUACUCUAUGCAACUCAUUUGUUUCAGUUUGACAUUAAUUCAUGUUGAUUUAAGAUGACUGUAGAAUCACAGACAUUACAGGGUUCUUAGAUUAUGGGAGUACUUAUAGAUAGAUGCAUGAACUUGUGUGUAUAUUGUUGAAGUGCAACGAUAUGUAUAAAAGGGAUUCAGCUGUUUUUAAAAAUAAAACACAAAUAAAACCCUA
Candoia aspera is the source of this 2442-nucleotide messenger RNA. It is a transcript of the gene NPTN, whose product is annotated as neuroplastin. The coding region runs from base 248 to 1444 and encodes 398 amino acids. Gene Ontology annotation, cellular component: plasma membrane; axon. The transcript is spliced from 9 exons. Gene Ontology annotation, biological process: homophilic cell-cell adhesion; dendrite self-avoidance; axon guidance. The record is from RefSeq and is a predicted model, not a curated record. Gene Ontology annotation, molecular function: cell-cell adhesion mediator activity. NCBI's taxonomy places the organism in Eukaryota, Metazoa, Chordata, Lepidosauria, Squamata, Candoiidae.